Molecule: messenger RNA, 1889 nt
Organism: Aegilops tauschii subsp. strangulata
Lineage: Eukaryota; Viridiplantae; Streptophyta; Magnoliopsida; Poales; Poaceae
Product: F-box/kelch-repeat protein At1g55270
Molecular function (GO): protein binding
Source: RefSeq, a predicted model, not a curated record
UGUAGUCCAACCAAAAGUAGCUGACGGGCUCCCUUGUUUGUAUGUCCCCCACUCCCGGCGACCGCGAGCCUCUCGUCCACUCCCGACACCGAGCCGAAAGCCGCGUGGAUUCGCCGCCCGAUCCAGCGAUGGAUUCAGCCUCCAGAGUUGCCCCGCCGCCGGUCAGCGCUGGUGUCCGCGUCCGCGCGCCGCUGUCCUCCGGGAAAUUACCUUCUGUCGUCCAACUAUUCUAAAGAAUCCAUGGUAGAAGAGGCCACUCCAUUGUCAAGCUCCUCCAGUAUGGGGACUUGAAGCCAUGGCGUGGUGAAGGGAAAGUGCAAAGGAGGUGGGUUUGCAGCAGGGAUGAGAAUACUAGAGAGGAGAACAGAAAGAAGAGGUAGAGUCCGUCUCCUGUUACUGCAGAUUAGAUACAGGCCUUAAAACUGUCGUGGAUGCUAGAAAAUUUGCUUCUGGAGCAAAGAUGUGCAUGCAACCUGAUGUCAAACAAACCAAGCGCAAGUCAAGGGGCUCGCGGAAGGAGAGGUGCCGAGCUCAAGCACCACUUUUGCCUGGCCUUCCUGAUGAUCUUGCAAUUGCCUGUCUUAUACGGGUUCCACGAGUGGAACACCCCAAUCUCCGGACAGUUUGUAAAAGAUGGAACCGCCUUUUGUCAGGAAAUUACUAUUAUUCCUUGCGCAAGAAACUCAGCAUGGCAGAAGAAUGGGUUUAUGUCUUUAAAAGGGAUCGUGAGGGGAAAAUAUCCUGGCAUGCCUUCGAUCCACUGAACCAGCUCUGGAAGUCCCUUCCACCUGUUCCACCAGAGUAUUCAGAAGCGUUGGGUUUUGGCUGUGCUGUUCUGAGUGGUUGCUAUCUGUACUUAUUUGGCGGUAAGGAUCCUUUGAGGGGCUCUAUGAGACGUGUUGUAUUUUACAAUGCCCGGACCAACAAAUGGCAUCGAGCUCCAGAUAUGUUACGAAAGCGACACUUUUUUGGUUCCUGUGUUAUAAACAAUUGUCUAUAUGUUGCUGGUGGAGAGUGUGAAGGCAUACAAAGGACUCUUCAGUCUGCUGAAGUUUAUGACCCUAAUAGGAACAGAUGGGUCUGCAUCCCUGAGAUGAACAACGGGAUGGUGCCUUUCAUCGGAGUUGUAUAUGAUGACAAGUGGUUCCUAAAAGGGCUUGACUCCCAUCGCCAAGUGACAUGUGAAGUGUACCUACCGUCAUCCAAUUUGUGGUCAACCAUUGAUGAUGAAAUGGUUACAGGUUGGCGAAACCCAAGCAUUUCCUUCAAUGGACGUCUCUAUUCAUCUGAUUGCCGGGAUGGCUGCAAGCUUAGAGUCUAUGAUGCAAACACAGGAACAUGGGCACGAUUCAUAGACAGCAGGCACCAUCUAGGCAGCUCACGAGCCUUCGAAGCCGCAGGCUUGGUGUCUUUAAAUGGUAAGCUUUGCAUUAUUCGCAACAACAUGAGCAUCACUCUUGUUGAUAUCUUGGAUCCAACAAUGAGUAUCGAGACCGACAGUGCAUGCAUGUGGAAAACUGUUGCGCGUAAGGGUCAGCACAAGUCAUUUGUGGCAAACUUGUGGUCGACCAUUGCAGGACGUAACCUGAAGAGUCACAUAAUCCAUUGUCAGGUGCUGCAAAUUUGAGUUCAGCUGUUGCGAAUCGGGACAUGAUGAAAUCAGCGAAACAACACCUCCAUUACAAGAUCAAAUGCUCACCGCCUGAACAAAUCUUUGUACAUUUGAUUACUAGAAGCUGCAAUUCAAGAUUCUGGCAAUAUCAUGAGCUCUCUAUAUAUAUUAAUGAAUUUUGAAGUUCAUAUGGGUUAUAUGUAUCGGAAACUAAACAAGCUUAUUUGUGUAGAAAAAUAAGAAUAAACCCUGAUGCAUGCAACCAUAUUUAUCAAAA